Lipotes vexillifer (Yangtze River dolphin) is the source of this 1446-nucleotide messenger RNA. It is a transcript of the gene NAP1L3, whose product is annotated as nucleosome assembly protein 1 like 3. The transcript has a single exon. Gene Ontology annotation, cellular component: nucleus. Gene Ontology annotation, biological process: nucleosome assembly. The record is from RefSeq and is a predicted model, not a curated record. NCBI's taxonomy places the organism in Eukaryota, Metazoa, Chordata, Mammalia, Artiodactyla, Lipotidae. Bases 1 to 1446 code for a protein of 481 amino acids.
AUGGCAGAAGCGGAUCCUAACAGGGUCUUGAAACCUGCCGCCCAGGGGGUGGAUGAAGAGAUGGUGGCUAGCUCGUCUAGCGAUUCUGGGGAAGAAUCUGACAGCAGCAGCUCUAGCAGCAGCACUAGUUGCAGCAGCAGCAGCAGUGGUAGUGGCAGCAGCAGCAGCAGCAGCAGUAGCUGCAGCCGCUUCUAUAGAAAGAAGAGGGUACCUGGGCCUUCCAGAAGUGCGCGGCGGGCUCCGUCGGGUAGAAGUUUCGUGGAUCAGCUGCCUCGGGCAGUUAGAAAUCGUGUGCAGGCGCUCAGAAAUAUUCAAGAUGAAUGUGACAAGGUAGACGCCCUGUUCUUAAAGGCAAUUCACGAUCUCGAACGAAAAUAUGCCGAACUCAAUAGGCCUCUGUAUGAUCGGCGAUUUCGAAUCAUCAAUGCAGAAUAUGAGCCUACAGAAGAAGAAUGUGAAUGGAAUUCGGAGGAUGAGGUGUUCAGCAGUGAUGAGGAGGUGCAGGAAGAAGGCCCUAGUGAGAUGCCUGCCUUAGAGGGUGAGGAAGAAGAGGAUGACCCGAAAGCAAAACCUGAAGUCAAGGCUGAAGAAAAUGCAGCUCCGAAAGAAAAUCCCGAGGCAAAGGCUGAAGAAAAAGCAGAGUCUAAAGAUGCUCUGGAGGCCAAGACUGAAGUAAAAGAAUAUCCGAAAGAAUCCCCCCAGGCAAAGGCAGAAGAUAAAGAGCAGCCUAAAGUAACAGAGGCUAAGGCAAGGGCUCCAGGAAAAGAGGCUCCUAAAAGAGUUUCUGAGGUCUGGCCUAAAGAAAGAGCUCUUAAAAGAGCUCGCAAGGGAAAGCCUAAAAGAGAAGAUCCUAAAGGCAUUCCCGACUAUUGGCUGACUGUCUUAAAGAAUGUUGACAAGCUGGGGCCCAUGAUUCAGAAGUAUGAUGAGCCCAUUCUGAAGUUCCUGUCCGAUGUUAGCCUGAAGUUCUCAAAACCUGGCCGGCCUAUAAGUUACACAUUUGAAUUUUGCUUUCUACCAAAUCCAUACUUCAAAAAUGAGGUGCUGACCAAGACAUAUAUAAUAAAGUCAAAGCCAGAUCACAAUGAUCCCUUCUUCUCUUGGGGCUGGGAAAUCCAAGAUUGCAAAGGCUGUAAGAUAGAUUGGAGAAGAGCAAAGGAUGUUACAGUGGCAACCACCCGGAGUCACACAACUGCUACUGGAGAAGUUGAAACCCAGCCAAGAGUGGUUCCUAAUGCAUCAUUCUUCAAUUUCUUUAGCCCUCCUGAGAUUCCUACAAUUGGAAAGCUUGAACCACGAGAAGAUGCUAUCCUUGAUGAGGACUUUGAAAUUGGUCAAAUUUUACAUGAUAAUGUCAUCCUGAAAUCAAUCUAUUACUAUACAGGAGAAGUCAAUGGUAACUAUGAUGUUGGUAAAGAUUAUAGAAACAGGAAAUAUCGAAAAUAA